ACUUCCGUUCUAAACAUUCCUCGCAUAGUUGUUCCGGUACCAACAAUCUCGUCCAGAGAUGAUGCUAAACUGGAUUCAGAUUGAUACCACGGAGCUUGACUCGUCCCGCAGUCAGCGUAAAAUGUCCAAGACCGACAUAAUGAGAGGAGUCAUCACGGAGAAGCUGACCACAGCCGCCCGGGAGAUAUUUGCGGCUAUGGAGAAGACUGUAGCCGACUACGAAGAAGAGGCUUCGGUGUUCAGACAGGAGAUCGAUCGGCAGAAGAAACAGCUGGAGCUCCUGCAGCCAGUAGAGAUCAAAGUAGAGCCAACAGCAGACGACCAGCAGCUGUUUUCUCUCUGUGAAGCUGGAGGAGGUGAAGUACCUGAAAAGGAGGAGAAGCACAAAUAUGAACUGAGGGUGGAGGACAGUCGAAGUCUGAGAAUCUUCAACACCGAGGAGCCGAUGGAGGAGGAUGACAACACAGAGGAGGAGCUACAGGAGAAUGAAACAAGAUGUCAGAUGAGCGAUCAGCAGAAUCACAUCGUCCUCAGGAUCCGGAUCUUGGAGGAUACGGAGAUUGAGGUGCUUUCCAUACAAAUUAUUAAGAAGUACCCACUUCGUGAACUCAGGUGUCCUUGUGGGCUUCAGGAGGCCGACUUUGUGAACCUGCUCAGGUCCACUUUCCCUCAGCUGGCUGCUGAUGGACCUUUUGAUCUCUUCAUAACCAACAAGUCCAGGAAGCUGCAGCCUCUGGAAGUAGAUUCCUUCACUCCAGAGCAGAUCUGCAUGGCGGCGGGGAACUCCUCCCUCUACAUCCGACUGAAGCGUCCAGGCCAAGUGCAGAGCAGACAGAAGGAACCAAUGCAGAACAGUGAGGAGGAGGAUGACGAUGAAGAGGAUGAUAGUGAUGAAGAAGAAGAAGAUGAUGAUGAUGAUGAGUAUGAGGAUUCUCCAUCCGCCCACCAUCGACCCAAACUAAACACUAAACACGACGUUCGCUACAAGCUCAGCAAGCAUCGGCCUCUAGAAGCCACCACAAAAAACCUGAUCAACCUCCGGAUCCGCAUUCUGGAGGACUCCAGCGUUGAAGUGAUCACCCCUCGGGUGUAUAACAAGUACCCUCUCCAUUAUCUGAGCUGUCCUCGUGGUCUUCGGGAAGCGGAGUUCCUCUACAUGUUGAGGUCCACCUACCCUCAGCUGGCUGGUGAUCAACCUUUCAUUGUUUUAGCUCGUAAAGGCAGGAAAAUCAAGCCUCUGGGAAUCGAGUGUUUGACUCCGGAGGAGAUUCUCAGGACCAGCAGGUCCGUUGGGAGUCCUGUUGUUUAUAUCCGUCUGGAGCCUCGGGUAAAACGUGAGGCCACAGAUCCCAGAUCCAACCAUGCUCAAUACCAAGGAAACAGCAGCCUUCAGUCUGACGAAAGGAAGUCUAACCAUGUAGACCUCAGGAUCCGCUUCCAAGAGGAACAGAGCGCUGAUAUGCUGACCUUUGCUAAGAAGAGAGGCCGUUCUCAAAUGUGGGACUACUUUCAGCUGGUCAGUCCUAACAAGGUCAAGUGCUUACUGUGUCCCCAGGUGUUAUCGUACAGUAACAAUACAUCAUCGAUGCUGAGGCACUUCAAAGCCAAGCAUGACGACAGGCAUGAACACAUCGAUCACGUGGACCGGAAGCAAGAGCUGGAUGAGGCUCUUAUCAAUAUGCUGGUGAAAGAUUCCCAGCCUUUUUCCAUGGUGGAUGAUCAGGGCUUCAAAGAGUUCGUGGGGAAACUAGACCCGUCAUACAUUCUGCCCCCCAGACAGACUCUAAAGAAGAUGGUGGGGGAAAAAUAUGAAGAGGAGAAAACCAAGGCCAAGACUCAACUGCAGACUGUGAAGGGAGUGAGCCUGACUUCUGAUAUGUGGACCUCUGUUAAAAUGGAUGUGUGUCUUGCAGUACGUUGUCAUUAUAUGCUGGACAGUGCCAAACCUGCGAUGGUAGUUCUAGGAGUGCUGCCUUUCCCUCAACACCCCACUGCUGAAAACAUGGCAGCUGCUACAAGGUCUCUUAUGAUGGAGUGGGGCAUUGAGGGAAAGGUUAAAUGCCUUGUGACUGAUGCUACAACAAACAUGAUAGACACUGCAGGGAAUUUAGCCAUAAGUCACAUUGUGUGCAUCGCACAUGCACUAAAUUCAAUGGUUAAAAAGUCCCUGGAUCAAACACCGGGCCUAGAAGACCUGCGGUCAAGGGCACAGGAAGUGGUGACCUAUUUUAGAUCAAACACUGCUGCUAAAGAGAAGCUGAGAAAUGUGCAGCAGCAAAUGAACCGUGCAGCCACGAAGCUGAUCCAGGAGGUGGACUCGCGCUGGAACAGCACCUUCUUGAUGCUGCAGCGCUUGUAUGACGAGAGGGAGGCAGUGGGAGCAGCUCUGGCAACCCUCAAAACGGAGGUCCAUCCUCUCUCUUCCGGGGACUAUGAAACAACAGCAGCUUGUUUGCAUGUCUUAAAACCAUUUUACAUGGCCACAGAGGAAAUGUCCCAGCAGAAGAUGGUCUCUGGGUCAAUGGUCAUACCACUGAUAAAAAUGUUGCUUCACACAACUCAGGAAAUCCUGAGUAAUAACACCAACGUGACAGCUAAACUGCUGGGACAGAACAUUACUGCAGCCCUCAGGGACAAGUUUGACGAUCUUGAGAGCUCCGCCGUCCUGUCGCUGUGCACGCUGCUUGACCCCAGAUUUAAAACCAUUGGUUUCCGCAGUCAAGACGAAGCAGAAAAUGCAGUGGAGCGACUCACCACUGAGUGUGCAGCACUGAUGGGACACAAGUCUACAGACUAUCCAUCGACAUCAGUUCCUACUCAUCUAAAUCCAUCGUCCAGAGCUUUUGACCUUUGGAAGAGUUUCGACGAACAAGCUACAAUGUCAAUAACGCAUAGGAAUUCCACAGUAAAUGCCACUGCAGAGGUCCAGAAAUACAUGAAAGAUGUUCACCUGGAAAGGUGUGAAGAUCCUCUGGCGUACUGGAACGAACAGAGGAAGGUUUACCCACACCUGUUUUCGCUAGCAAAGCAGUACCUCUGUACACCAGCCUCAUCGGUGUCAUGUGAACACUUGUUCUCUAAAGCCGGGGACGUUCUCAGCGAGAAGAGAAGCCGGCUUAGUCCAAAAACUGUAGAAAAAAUCCUGUUUCUCAAUAAAAAUCUUUGAAAGCUCAUCCCACAUACAUGACCACCAUCCCAGCAGAUCCGGGUUCCCCAAGCUGCCUUCCCCGUACCGAAUUAUCACACAGACCGUAAAGAUUAGAUAAAACAUGGUUUGAUUUGUGAACUCUUUGUCUGGCUUGAAGAGAAACAAGUAGGUUGGUUGAGAAAAAAUAAACACAGAUGUUACUUAAAACAGGUUUUUAUUAGUGAAACCUUCAUUCUGUUCAUGAAAAUGCAAACCAGUUUGGCCCGGAGAAAAGUAUACUUCAUAGCAUCCCCUUCUUAUUAGCAUUAGUUUGGUUAUUAUAAGUAGUAGCGUUAACCUGUUAACCUGUUAACCUGUUAGUUCUGUGUACAACCCUUGUUUACUGCUUAUUUACUUUUGUUAAAAGCAAAUCUGUCAAAAAACAGAAGAUGAAGAUAAUACAGUUUCACUCCUGAAUUCCUGCCUAUUCAAUAACGAGAAGUUUUGGGAUGAAGUUUUUCAUUUGAACUAAUUAUGUGAAUUUAAAACAUAUUCUAACAUGUUUAUUGUAUUGAGUCAUAUGCAGUGAAUCGAUUUCCAACUAUGUUGAUGAUAAAAAUGUGUUGAUAUGCAA
This is a messenger RNA of Melanotaenia boesemani (Boeseman's rainbowfish), 3761 nucleotides long. RefSeq names its product zinc finger BED domain-containing protein RICESLEEPER 3-like. The record is from RefSeq and is a predicted model, not a curated record. The transcript has 14 exons. Gene Ontology annotation, molecular function: protein dimerization activity; DNA binding. NCBI's taxonomy places the organism in Eukaryota, Metazoa, Chordata, Actinopteri, Atheriniformes, Melanotaeniidae. The coding region runs from base 59 to 3166 and encodes 1035 amino acids.